AUGGAGACGCUCUUUCAGACGCGAUCUGAUGUUGAGAACCGUGGGCCUAUAUUGCUGAUCAUCAACGGCACGGUGACGGGCCUCGCGGCACUCAUUGUGGGUCUUCGCACAAUUUCGAGGAUCUUCAUCGUGAAAAUGUUUGGCCUAGACGACUGGAUAAUGACUGCGACGAUUCUGGCAAUUGUGAACGUGGUGGUUGCGGGACUUGGAGUCAGGUAUGGAACAGGAAAGCACAAAUGGGAUCUCGUUAAAUCAGAUGUGCUACCUUCGGCGAAGAUUCGAUACGUGACUCACAUUAUUUAUACCUUAAUCGGCGGUCUGAUCAAAGUAUCAAUCUGUCUGCUAUACCUACGCGUGUUCCCUAACAUCCGAGUAAUCUGCCUUGGAACCAUCUCAUUCGUCACGGUCGCCAUUAUCCUCGCAACGAUAUUCCAGUGCACCCCGGUCAAUGCCGUCUUCGAUGAACAGAAAUAUGAACAUCAUACUUGCUUUGCAUCUAUCCCAUUUUGGUAUGCGGGUGCCGCGCUUUCUCUGGUGACGGAUAUUUGGAUUCUUCUCUUGCCACUGAGAACAGUUCUAGGUCUUCAUCUCAAAAUUAGCAAGAAAUUUGCCGUCGCUGCUUUGCUAUCACUAGGGUCCUUUGCGUGUAUAGCCAGCAUUGUGCGGAUGGUCUACAUUGUGAAAUUAUACCAAAGCUCAGACCCUUCCUGGGAUACCUUCGGGAUUUCUAUUUCUUCGGGAAUCGAGAUAGCUGUCGCUAUCAUCGCUGCCAGCAUCCCGGCAACCAAUCCGAUCAUGAAUAAGCUGUUUCCAAAGCUAUUUCCAAGCAGCGCUGGCAUCUCACCGUCAGCCAGUCGCCGAGGCUAUCAUCCAGGUAGUCGAAUUGAAAGUACUUCACGCCGCUAUCAAAGGGAUAGCAUUCCGCUCUCACGUUUCACAAGGAGAGAAGGAAGUGAUACGGAUGAUGAGUCUACGAAAGCGAUAGUGCAUGCAAACUGA
Messenger RNA from Penicillium psychrosexuale, 999 nucleotides. RefSeq lists its product as uncharacterized. Bases 1 to 999 code for a protein of 332 amino acids. The record is from RefSeq and is a predicted model, not a curated record. NCBI's taxonomy places the organism in Eukaryota, Fungi, Ascomycota, Eurotiomycetes, Eurotiales, Aspergillaceae. The transcript has 6 exons.